This is a messenger RNA of Opisthorchis viverrini, 4798 nucleotides long. RefSeq lists its product as hypothetical. Gene Ontology annotation, molecular function: GTPase activator activity. Gene Ontology annotation, biological process: activation of GTPase activity. NCBI's taxonomy places the organism in Eukaryota, Metazoa, Platyhelminthes, Trematoda, Opisthorchiida, Opisthorchiidae. The coding region runs from base 326 to 4288 and encodes 1320 amino acids. The record is from RefSeq and is a predicted model, not a curated record. The transcript is spliced from 23 exons.
ACCGUUUUGUCUGAAGCUGUUUUGACCUGUUCAUCGUGAAACCUUCGAAUCAUAUGAAUAUGAAUAGCAGAAUUCCCGGGUUUGAAGAAUUUCCAGAUUAACUGUCGACCAGGUCGUGGGUGCUCAGAGCAGAAAGUUUUGCAAUUCUGCCGUUCUAACCCGUUGGUACACUUGCUCAAGCUGAUAAUAAUGCUUUUUGGUGCAGCUUCGUUCAAGCCAUUUUCAGGAUUGUUAAGUUUCAUGAGCCCUGUUUAGCCCGACGCUCAAUGGCAAUGCGGACAAAAAUGCACUCUUGUAUGAAGUCAAGGUCCAGGUUAAAAAGUUGAUGGAAGAGGCCGUGGUUCGAAGUUACGUCCAUGAAGAGAACACGACCAUUACAGCGCUUUGUGCUGCUGUUGAAGCCGUCGUUAGCCAUGGCCUUCGGCAAAACUGGUUCAGUAUGUUUGAAGACAAAUCCACGUUGGCACUGUGCCGGAGAAUUUCGAAAAGUUGUCCAGCUGCUCAACGCACAAUUGAUCGGAUUGAGUAUUAUCAGAAUGCAGUGACCUGGCCAGGGGGAUCUAAAUCAGUCAACCAAAGGACACAUGGUACUAUCCCACGUGCUAGACCAAGGACCACCUACGAUUUUUCCGAAAGUCUGAUGAAUGGUGCGAUAGAUCAUCGCCCACGUGAUAUGACGCUCAAGGCCAUCAAACAAGCUCAAGCCCGUCGAUCGGUUAGCCGGACAUCAUCAGCAAAAUCAACGGGCAAAAUGAAUCGGACGGGCCCAAAGAUGAAAAACUUCUGGAUUCGUGUCGCCUUGCUGGAAAAGGUGUUAGACAAGAUCAUUUUCUAUUUGGCAACAAACGCUGAACGAUUUUAUGAGCCGUACGCUGUUCUUUCUGAUCCGUGUGACGGAAGAUUGUUGGCCGAUCUUUUGCGUGGACCAUGCGCAAUCGACUAUUCUAGGACAAGAACUACAGAUCACUUGUUUACCGACCCACCUGUAUCUGAACUUAUUCAACGUCACGGUAUCCAUGGUAGUCUCAUGUCGAGGGGCUUGUCUUAUGUAGCGCCAUCAUGUCAGACACAUGCGGUUCAACCAAACGACUUUCGUGCGCUUUCAACUCCGGAGCUUUGUGCAAGAGUCUCACCUGCUCUAGAGAACGAAGAGGAUUUCAGAGAAGACCUUAUUUAUCAUGAAAAGGAAUUUGUUGAUUCUGCGAAUGUCUCCUCUGUCCCGAAGCAGUGGAACAGCCGUAACCACAGCCGUCGUAGCUCGUCCACAAGCAUCUCACAAAUGACGGAUCGUAGUCCAACAAACAGUGUCUUGGUUGAUCUGGAAAGACAAAGUAGUGUAUUCUAUGCAUCGGCAGCGGCUACUCCGCGUCACUUGGUUCUGGCCGCGAAGGAACACGUAGAAUCGAUGCAUCAAAGUGUUCGUUCUACUUUGGUCUACGGAAAGAACAACGUCCUUCUACAAACGCGCGAUAGCAUUUUUCCAAUGCGGGGCUACGUUUCAAUCCAUGAUUAUGGAAAAGAUUUGGGUAUUUUUCUGAACUGGACCCCGAACGGAGCGAUAUCCAGUGAUGGACAUGCGACGCAGUUUGGAAAUGCAAGACGAACUUCGCAUCAACUGAAUGGAGAUAUAUCACCAUUGGCUCCUAGUAGUCAGCAAAAUAAAUCGAAUCGUUGGUGCCGGGAUCUAUACUGGACCUACGCGCUUCGAGUUAAACUGACUGACUUGGCUUACGUUCAUUGUCAUGACUCACAAGAGAAUUCCUCAGUGGUGUUUGUAACAAAGGAAGGCCUCCAACUCAGUCCUCUUACUUUCCAGCACACCAGUUAUCUGGAUACAUUUCUGCAUUGUCUAGAACAAGCCAUGGGAAAGUAUGGUUUCUCACUGGAGCCGCCACUGGAAUCUGAUAAAACUUCACUCACCGACUCACGUUCUCUUAACAUUGCACUUUCAUUGUCAGAAGUCAAGGCUGAAACCCAAACAAACAAAACACCGAAAUCCACCACUCCAGGAAACCAACCACUGUAUCAAGGACUCCGCCUGGCUUUUUUCUUCACAAAUCUUGACUCGGAAAUGUUUUUGCCUAACUGGAGCCCAUUUAUGACCCGAAGACCUUCGGGGAGCAGUGAGAAGUCGAACGAGAACCGUCCUCCAACUUCCUUGAGACAAAGUAGUACAACGCAGUCUGAGAUUGACACAGACUAUGAAAAUUCGGGCGUGAAUUUGCGAGUGUCCAGUUAUAAGUUUGAGGGACGCAACUUUCGGAAGUUCAGAAUAGCCUGUGGCAAGUCAAAACUCAGCAAGAUUGAGGAGUGCCUUGGGAGGAGACGUGAUUCUCAGCCGAUCAUGGAGAACCCGGACUCACCUUUGGACUACAAAGAGCGACAUGAAACACCCAUCGAACAACUGUGUGAUAAUAUUCGACGAGAAAUUUUAUCAAGGGCGUUUCAUCGAUGGUUAGGUUUCUGCCGUAAAAUGCGCACCCUCCGAUCCAAAUUAGGAAAUCUGGUGUCCCCAGACUUGGUUACUGUCGACCUACCACGCAAUGCGCAGGAUGGAAUUACACCAACAUUGUGGACUCAUAUAAAAGACCGAUGCGAGCCAGAUUUUACUUUCCAUGAGCUGUGUCGACAUAUUUAUUUCGGGAGCUGUGAUGAAUCGCUUCGGCGCGAGAUAUGGCCCUACCUUCUUGGUGUGUACACAUGGGGUGCAGACAAGGAUGAACUGCGCAGUGUUCGGUCGAUGCACAGACGCCACUACAUUUCCUCUCUAAGGCAGUGGAAAGCAGCUGAAACUCUGGCAAAGAAAUACGAUGCGAAUGAUCCGGAUGGGUCUCAACAAGUAGGAAGUCAACAAACGAAUAUCCCUGGACCUGUCCGUUCCAAACGAUGGGUGUCGGUUUGUGAUAUGGUGACGAAACCGAGCAUGCGACGAUCAUCAACACAAUCACUGCCCUCCCUUCGAUUUAUCGAAACUUGUGAAAGCCCGAAAAAUGGUGGAAAAAGAAGGCGAUCAACUGAUGUUGAACCGAUACAGUUCCCCUUGUCGGACCAAGUACAAACGGGCAACGGCUUCACAGAAUCUUUCGCAAACUCAGAGAGCCUGACGACACCACGGCUAAAUUCGGACGGGAAUGCUGCUUUUCAGCUACCAGAUUACUACGUCAGUGAUUACGAUGACGAAGUUGGUACCCCAACACAUCAGGAUUUUUCGAAUGAUUCAAUAGAUGCCUCUAAAUUUUUUCCAAAGGAUUUGGAUGCAUUAAGCCUCAAUCUCUAUCGAAUAGACAAGGAUGUUUCCAGAUGUGAUCGCAACCAUUCUUUCUUCGCCACUCCCAAACGGACAUUCGACUCAAGGCCACAACCACAGCAAAAUCCCCUGGAAUAUUCCGAGCUGAAUGAGAACCUACACAAACUGAGAAAUAUAAUUUGCACAUGGGUUUGGUUGCAUCUCGACACAGGGUAUAUUCAAGGUAUGUGUGAUCUGCUCGCACCGCUUCUCAUUGUGUUGGAAGAAGAAGCGUUAACUUUCGCCUGCUUUUCGGCCUUGAUGGAGUGGAUGCUUCCGAAUUUCCCCACUUCUAUUGAUCGUUCAUCGCUAGACAGUUCACCUCGUAAUUCUAACGCCAAUGGACCCACUGUAGAUACGCAGCGCAAAACUCCUACAAAACCAACCCUGUUAUCAUUGGCCAGAGGUGCCGGCACCGUGAGCGAUGCACCUGAAAGCUUACAAAAAAUUUUCGACAGCCAUACCAGACCGAACACAUCGCCAGUCCUUACUACGAAAUCAACCGUUCUCACUGAAUUGUCAUCCAAGUCCGCGUCCCUUUGUUCCGUCUCGCUCCCAGUUGUGCCCUCACCCUACACGCGUGCUCUGGCCUCCCGAAGGCUGAAUUGCAUGGAUUUGCGAUUCUCCAACCUGAACUCUUUAAUUCAAGUUUUUGACUCCAAACUAUACGAUUAUUUCUGUUCCAAGUCGAUGGACACGCAUUUGUACUUUUGCUACCGAUGGCUUCUUCUGGAUUUUAAGCGCGAACUAAAAUAUGAAGAUGUUUUCCUCGUCUGGGAAGUGAUUUGGGCUGCUCGUCGGCUGGUUUCAUAUGACUUUGGCAUUUUUUUCGCCAUGGCAAUGCUGCAGUACUACCGUGACAUCAUCCUUUACUACGAUAUGGAUUUGACAGAGAUCAUCAGAUUUUAUAACGAGUUGACCGAGCAGCACGACGUAAGGAUUCUACUUGACAUUGCACGGAGCCUUGUCUUUCAGAUGCAACAACUGCUCGGAGACAGGUGAGGCUGAAGCUGCCUUUCCCUGGAUCCACUUCAAGUUCACUUAUUUUGCUCGGUAUUCAAGAACCCUACCCUUUUUUCAAAAAACUCCCCACCAUUCCCCCUCUAUCCGAAUCAUCAUUUUAACCUACUCCUUCAGUUUAUACACGUAGUCUCAGUGAUAACGGGUUUUUCAUAGCAUGCAACUGUAGUUCAUCUGUUUGCGUGUGUGCCGAAAUCUGUCUUUCUGUCCAGAAGAAUUGAAACACUUUGCCCGCUUUAUUUCACUGCCUCAAGUUUUCCCGAAGCGCCUUCUCAUGGGACUGUCACGGUGACGUCAAUCCUAAUGCACAGAUAUUUCAUAUGUUCUGCGAGGAACCAUGAAGAUCUAUUUGACAUCCUCUUCUCUCUCUUAUACACAAUAAUCUGAGUUAUCUGUUUUCAAGUUCUUCCUUCCAAAGAUGCAGUGUAUUCUCAUACCUUAUAGUCUUCGGUUGAUGGUGUUUUCAAUAAACAGUGAAUAGAUGCUCGUCGC